Stylophora pistillata is the source of this 3464-nucleotide messenger RNA. RefSeq names its product hemicentin-1. Gene Ontology annotation, molecular function: ATP binding; protein tyrosine kinase activity. Gene Ontology annotation, cellular component: membrane. Gene Ontology annotation, biological process: protein phosphorylation. The record is from RefSeq and is a predicted model, not a curated record. NCBI's taxonomy places the organism in Eukaryota, Metazoa, Cnidaria, Anthozoa, Scleractinia, Pocilloporidae.
UACUCUUUUCAUGUUAAUACUAUCGUUCAGGGUUGAGGGAAGCUUACUCAUUCGAAAUAUUCAUAAUAUCCUCCUGACCUUAAUUCCCAUUCACUGUGUGGAGGUGAUUCUUUUAAUAAUUUCUGUAAAUAUGUGUAGUUAGGGGACUCCAAAUUUACUCUUACAUCUAAUUACUGCCAAAUUACUUGUGGUUAUUUGGUUGUAUCUUAAGAACCUUGGUUGAAGAUCAUGGUCUUCUUUUUAUUUUCAGUGUCUCCUCGGAUUUUAUUGUCUCCGGUAAACAAAUCUGUUAUUGUUGGAGACCCUGUCAGCUUUACUUGCCGUGCCUCAGGUGUUCCAACACCAAAAGUAACGUGGACAUUUAAUAGCCGUAAACUCCAAUCGGGUAUUAAUAAAAAAAAUUUUGAUCGAGACUUAUUCGUGGAAUCAUUCCUGGAAACGCCACAAACAACAAAGGAAAUGGAAGGAACGUACAAGUGCAUAGCAGAAAACAAAGCAAAUACAACAAGUUCUUCCGCAACACUUCAAGUUUUUGAAAAACCAACUGCGGAAUUGAGUCCAAAACCAUAUCCAACCUUCACUUCAGGUGAUGAGCUUAGGUUAACUUGCAUUGUCAACAAAGCAACAGUAAAUAUCACUUGGAAAAAAGAUGGAGACGAAAUAAGGAAGAGAGCGCACAUCUUUACGCAAUUGGAUGAGAAAAAAGGUUACCUGCAUAUUGCAAAGCUUGUGGAGGAGGACAUUGGUGAAUAUUCCUGUGAAGCUCGUAACCGACUUGGAAAUGUGGCUCGCUCCACAGUGACAAUAACCCAAAAACCAACUGCGGAAUUGAGUCCAAAUCCAUAUCCAACCCUCACUUCAGGUGAUCAGCUUAGGUUAACUUGCAUUGUCAACAAAGCAACAGUAAAUAUCACUUGGAAAAAAGAUGGAGACGAAAUAAGGAAGAGAGCGCACAUCUUUACGCAAUUGGAUGAGAAAAAAGGUUACCUGCAUAUUGCAAAGCUUGUGGAGGAGGACAUUGGUGAAUAUUCCUGUGAAGCUCGUAACCGACUUGGAAAUGUGGCUCGCUCCACAGUGACAAUAACCCAAAAACCAACUGCGGAAUUGAGUCCAAAUCCAUAUCUAACCCUCAAUUCAGGUGAUCAGCUUUGGUUAACUUGCAGUGUCAACAAAGCAACAGUAAAUAUCACUUGGAAAAAAGAUGGAGACCAAAUAAAAAAGACAGCCGACAUCUUUAGGCCAUUGGGUCAGAAAAAAAGCUACCUGCUUAUUGCAAAGGUUGUGGAGGAGGACAUUGGUGAAUAUUCCUGUGAAGCUCGUAACAUACUAGGAAAUGUGGCCCGCUCCACUGUGACAAUAAAUGUCAACUCUGUGAAGAGGAGUCCAUCUCUGAUGUGGUAUUAUAUUGUUGGAUCAAUGGCUGCUGUCAUUGCUAUUUUGCUCGUAUGCUGGUAUAUUUGGAAGCGUCGAAGGACAGCUGCUGCUAUGGCUCUUCCUAAUCAAGGGGAGGCAGUUGAGAUGGAACUGUUGAAUGUAGAAGUGGAUGAAUGGGAGAUUGAAGUGAAACGUGUCCUGCUUCAAGACGUCAUUGGGCGAGGGGCAUUUGGAGCAGUGUGGAGAGCUCUUCUUAGUUCUCCAAAUGGGAGGCCUGGAAAUCGCACAGUUGCUGCCAAAUGCUUCACACCCACUGCUGGGGAGGAAGGAAGGAAAUGUUUGAUGAGAGAGAUCGAGCUGGGAAAAAUUCUCGGUGAAAGCAAUCAGCCCAACAUAGUGAAGUUCAUUGGCUGCGUCACUAGACAAGUUCAUCCGAUCCUCAUCAUGGAAUACUUGCCAUGUGGUGACCUGCUUGGUUACAUGAGGAAGUGCCGCGGAAUUAAGGAUCGGUAUUAUCUUGGAGAAGGAAGAGCUCAAGAUUUGGACAACUAUGACCUUGUGCUAUUUGCCAAACAAAUCGCCACUGGAAUGGUAUUCCUUGGAUCAAGGGGGGUAAUCCAUCGUGACCUGGCAGCUCGAAACGUCCUCCUUGAUAACAACUAUGUGUGCAAAUUGACCGACUUUGGCAUGGCAUAUCAAAACUUCAAAUAUGGUCAUGGAAAUGCCAAAAAGGGCUGUUUGCCAAUCAAAUGGACUGCACCAGAGGUUUUGUUAGGAAACCUUGCUGGACUUUCCACCGCGAGUGAUGUGUGGUCUUACGGAAUCGUUCUGUAUGAGAUAGUAACCCUUGGAGGAAUUCCAUAUGACGGAUGGUCAGAAGGCAACGUAGUUGCACAGGUCACACGUGGCUACCAACUUCCAAAGCCCGAUCAUGUUGAUGAUAAACUGUAUGCUAUGAUGAAAAGAUGCUGGAAUUUUAACCCCGACUUUCGACCUCCCUUUGAGAACCUUCGCAAAAGAAUGGAUACCUACCUUCGUGAAGAGACAUAUCUGCACCUGCUCGACAUGGGAUCCUAUGACACGACCAAAUACUCCAGGGUUGAAGAUCUCGAAAACGAAGAUGCCGAACCAACAGCACGAGCUACAACGAACGCCGCGGCAAAGAGAUUAGGAAAAUGGGCCAGCGACCGUCGUUAGACACUGCCAUUUUAAAUACUGCUUGGGAACCUGGCCGCUAGGGUGCAAUCGCUUUGUAGUACAUCAAGUAUUAGAAAAUGUCUAUUGAUGAUGAAGGUGAUAAUUUAAGGGUCUUCUUGCGUUAGAAUGAACCAAGGCAGUGUCCUUAAGGACGAACUUUCAAGUCAAUUGAUAAACAACUCAAUUUAGAUCCAGCUGAUUGAGACAGGAUUAAAAAAACCAACGAGAAAUUAGAAAACAGCUCGUUCAUUUAGAUUUCUGUAUUAGGCAAACUAUUUACUCUUGCUAUAUGUGAAACAAUACGAAGAUUCGUCAGCAAUGAUUCUAAUGAAGUAUUCCCUGCUGGUGAUAAAUACUUGUCAAGAUGUUUAGUAGUUCAGCAUUGAUUUAGUCAUGGAGCAUAAACUACAACUAAUAUAUUUACCUUUCAGUUAAGUGUCAUUUAUCGACAAGAUCAUUAUUCGGUGACAUAUCUUGCAAGGUAGUAUUGCAUGAGUCGUAAAAAUUGAUUAAAUUUAGUUUCGUUGGUAUCGGAAAACAAUCAAGUGUAUUGUUAUUGACGUAUUUACCAUAACCGUUUUACUGUUAAAGUUAAAAAGCUUCAUCAUAAACGGAGAGAACCGUCUCAAUAGAGUGUUGGUUAAAUCAAACUCAUUCUUUUCCUAUAGUUUUCGACUUGUACAAGAAACAAAAAGCGCUAUUUAGAGGGGUAAUGGCAGAUGGGAACACCUUUGUUAUGAUUUCAUAGACCGCUUAUGUGAAAAUGGAAAUUCUAUUAGAGCAAGGAUGAGCGUUUUUUUCUGUACUUUAUGGAAACGCACUCAGCUGUUUUUUUUUUUAAAAUAAUGUAAAACACUCUACAGAAUAUCUGCAAUAAAAGAGGCAUAUCUUAU